Messenger RNA from Punica granatum (pomegranate), 3015 nucleotides. NCBI's taxonomy places the organism in Eukaryota, Viridiplantae, Streptophyta, Magnoliopsida, Myrtales, Lythraceae. The record is from RefSeq and is a predicted model, not a curated record.
AAAAAAGGUCUCAGAUUUGAGUUCUUUUAUAUGUAAAAAAUUCACGUUAAAAGAGUUUUAUCCCUUAGUGAAUUGAUUCGUUCUCUCCGGAUUAAUCAAAUAGAUUUUCUAAUAUCAUGGUUAAAAAAAAUGGAAAUAAGAAAAAAUUAGGCAAAAUCAGUCCAUUUUCUCAUUGUGCAAUCGGAGAGCUCGAAAUCAGAAAGCUCCGAUUCACGAACCUCUGAUCAACGAACCUCUGACUGGCGAACCACGUCACCGCACUGUCUCUCUUCUUCUCCGAUCUCUCUCUAUCCUCAAUCUCAGUCCGCUCCAUUGCGAUUCUGCUCGGUGACUCCCAGCUCCGACAGGCGCUGCUCCUUCGCUAUCUACUUUAUUACAAUCGAGCGAUCUUCUUGCAGGCAUCAGCAUCACUACGAAUAUACAUGCAGGUUUUACAAACACCUUGAGAUUGAAGAACCUAUGAUCACUAGAUUUAAGUGCCAAUUACUUGAAGCAAGUUCCGGACUUGGAUGAGCUACCUUCUCUCAAGGACAUUUAUUCACGCAUGAAUAUAAUGGAGCACUUGAAUCAUCUUAAAGGUAAAACAAGCUUGUGUGAAUUCACGGGCCUUUUAUGACCUCCCUCUAUACACUCGGCCUUUCUGAUAACAAUCUCAGAGGUGUCAUUCCACCUGCACUCUUCUCCAGCCUCAGGUCUCUUGAAUAUAUCUCUCUUUCCAGGAACGCUUUUGAAGGGUCUUUUUUUUUUUUGCUUCAUUGGCUAAUAACUAUAAGCUCAAAGUGUUUGAUGUUAGAGACAACAGCCAUAGAUUGAUACUGGAAACAGAGGAUCCUCCACAUGCUUCGUCACAUCAAUUAAUUGAAUUUCGCCUAUCAAAUUGCGUUUUCGACAAACUGCAUGGUUUUGUUCCCAGUUUUCUAAUGCAGCAGCAUGACCUGGUAGUACUUGAACUCAGCUACACCAACUUAGGUGGGCAGUUCUCGAGUUGGUUACUGGAGAAUAACACAAAGCUACAAGGCUUCUAUCUUAUGGCUAACUCUUCUCGGUUAACCUCGAUUUGAAUUAUAGUCUCAUCAAUGAUGAAAUGCUUCUGAUCGAUGUCUCCUCGAAUUCUUUAGGGGGAGAGCUCCCUUCUUACUUUGGCUCCAUCUUUCCGAACUUGAAUUCCCUGAAUAUGUCCAGAAAUUUCCUGCAAGGUAGAAUCCCUUCUUCAAUGUGCCACCCCAGGCAGUUGAUGAUGAUAGACCUGUCGAAUAAUAGAUUCAUAGGAGAGCUCCCUUCUUACUUUGGUUCCAUCUUUCCAAGACUAGAGUAUUUAAACAUGUCCAGGAAUUCCAUCAAAGGUAGAAUUCCUUCCUCACUUUGCCCCACGUCGACCCAAACGUUGCUAUCUGUAGACUUGUCGAGUAACAAAUUCGUAGGAGAGCUACCGGAGCAACUAAUGCGUUGUCAAUCACUAUGGCAGUUGUUUUUGUCAAACAAUAGUUUGAGUGGCCAUGUGCUACCAAGAGCAGCAAAAUUGUCAGGCUUGUCUCAUCUAUCUUUGGCCAAUAAUCGGUUCUCUGGGGAGAUUUCAUCGGGGAUGCUCAAUAGCUCUUUCUUACGUAUGUUAGACUUGAGCAACAACAAAUUUUCAGGGCCUAUACCUAAUUGGAUUGGAGGCUUUCAAGAACUAUCUAUCCUUAUACUGGCAGGUAAUUCCUUCAGGGGCACCUUGCCGUUGAGCUUUUGCAAGUUGGAACUUGAGUACUUGGACCUCUCUGGUAAUGAUCUCGGCCCCAGCAUGCCUUCCUGUGUCAAUGCCUCAGGAAUAACACACUUGCAUUUAGAAAGAAUCAACCUCAGAGGACCAUUACCAGAUUUUCUUCAUGACGCUUCAUCAAUGGUGACAUUAGAUCUUCGCAACAAUGCAUUCUCAGGUGUCAUUCCAUCUUGGCUUGGUUCUCUCUCAGAAUUGAGGGCUCUGUUGUUGGCAGGAAAUAGUUUUGAUGGUCUAAUACCAGAGGAAUUGUGCCAACUUCGCAGUAUAAGCAUGAUGGACCUCUCUCACAAUAAGUUUUCUGGAAGGAUUCCUUCAUGUUUCGAUAAAUUGGCAUUUGGGAAUUAUUCACAAGCUCCCAAUGGAACAUUUCAAAUGCCCAGGGCUCCGUUCCUCCUUCCGUUUAACAACUAUGGUGAGAAAAUACCAAUGCAUAUUUAUCUUGAAAUGCUUGUUCAAGCGAGCAGUCCUGAAGAAGUGGAGUUCACGUCAAAGUACAGACAUGAAUCAUAUACAGGUUUGGUGUUGGAACGCAUGUCCGGGCUGGACCUCUCUUGCAAUAAUCUGUCUGGGUCCAUUCCUCUCCAGGUCGGCUAUUUGGGUGAGAUCCAUUCCCUGAACCUCUCGUACAAUCAUCUGACUGGGUCAAUACCGGUUACAUUCUCUAAUUUAGACCAAAUAGAGUGUCUGGACCUCUCGCACAAUAGUUUAAGUGGCGAGAUACCACUUCAGUUGAUAGAGCUCUAUAGUCUAUCGACAUUCAGCGUCGCUUACAACAAUUUGUCUGGAAGGACACCGGAGCAGAAUAAGCAAUUUGGGACUUUCACAAGAGAGAGUUAUGAAGGUAACCCCUACCUGUGCGGACCGCCGUUGGGAACUUGCAACAGUACGGAGGGAUCAACAUUAGCACCACCACCACCACCACCACCUGCAGAGCAUCAAGAGGACUCCUUCAAAAUUGCCUUCGCAUGGAGCUUUGCAGGAUCAUAUGCCGUGGCAUUCCUCGGAACUGUCUUAUUCCUCUGUCUCAGCUCUCACUACAGGACUCUCUUCUUUAAUUUCCUCUAUAGGCACGUCCCAUACUUUCGUUGACAAGCUUUUCUACGGACUAAAUAAGAGAGAUUCCUGGUAUGGCCUCUCAUACAUAUAUAUGUGUGUGUGUGUGUCUUUUCUAUGUGUAAUUUUAUGUUUCUGAUGUUUUUUUUUACGUAAACCGGUUAUAACUGAUUUUUAAUGGUUCUGUUAUAUUAUGAUUA